Drosophila gunungcola (fruit fly) is the source of this 8690-nucleotide messenger RNA. RefSeq lists its product as uncharacterized. Gene Ontology annotation, biological process: DNA-templated transcription initiation. Gene Ontology annotation, molecular function: DNA binding; general transcription initiation factor activity. The transcript is spliced from 8 exons. NCBI's taxonomy places the organism in Eukaryota, Metazoa, Arthropoda, Insecta, Diptera, Drosophilidae. The record is from RefSeq and is a predicted model, not a curated record. The coding region runs from base 598 to 6072 and encodes 1824 amino acids.
GACUGUGUGCUUUGAGUCGAAGUUCUCAUCUUGUCGGAAACGAAUCAACUAACAGCAGCAAAAAAAAACCGGGCGAAAAAAAAAACUUAUAGAAGAUUUACAUUGAAGCCGUAGUGAUCAAAAAUAGGAUUGUGAUUAAUAUAAGCCAAUACCACAACGAUUUUGGAGGCACUAAGUGAAAUCAAGAAAUCUGGUCGUCCAGAGCUUUAAAAGCUCUCCGGUCGAGAUAUUCAGCAUCUUCAACCAAGAAAAUAAGAAGUAACCAUUCAAAUAAUUAAGGACUUUAAAGAGACUGCUACAAAGGAACAACAUAACAAACAAAUCCGAAAAUACAAAACAAGGAGAAAAGAACGGAAGACUAGAAAUAAUCAUAAUACAGAGUAGUUAGCAUAAGGAAACACACAACAACAACACUGCAAACACAAAUAUUCUAAUUCAAAUUCACACAGAUUGAAGUAUUUUUGGCCUUAAGAGUAAGCAAACAAACAAACACCCACACAAACACAAAACAAAGCGAAGAAUUUGUAAAAGAACACCAAGCAAAAAAUCACAUUUAGCCUUAUAUACAACAACAAAACAAGUUAGUAUUAAGUUUAUAUGGUAAAAGCAAGAGAAGACGAAGAAAGGAACCUAGCGAUGGGGAGUUUCGGCAUAAAGGACGAAGAAGACGUUGAGAGGGCUCCUUUCUCAGAAGAAGUAAACAACGAAUCUUCUGCAGAAAGAGCUGUAGACUCUGUUCAAGAAUCAGUGGCAGAUCCACCUCUCCCUUGUCAAGAACAAACCCCUGAAUUAUCUGGCAAGGAACCGGAAAAGGAUAAGCAUUCCCCAAUUCCUGAAGGAUUAGCACCAGCACUUGAAGAUUCGGCUUCUUUCUUAGAAGAAGGAAAUAACGAAUCUUCUGCUAAAAGAGCCGUAGACUCUGUUAAAGAAUCUGUUGCAGAUCCACCUCUCAAUUCUCAAGAACAAACACCUGAAUUAACUGGCAAAGAACCGGAAAAGGAGAAUCAUUCCCCAAAUCCUGAAGUAUCAGCACCAGCACCUGAAGAUUCGGCUCCUUUCUUAGAAGAAGUAAACGACGAAUCUUCUGUAGAAAGAGGAGAAUCAGGCGCAGAUUCACCUCUCUCCUCGACUCCUUUCUUAGAAGAAGAAAAAAACGAAUCUUUUGCUGAAAGAGCCGUAGAAUCUGUUAAAGAAUCAGUCGGAGAUCCACAUCUCACUUCUCAAGAACAAACAACUGAAUUAUCUGACAAAGAACCGGAAAAGGAGAAUCAUUCCCCAAAUCCUGAAGGAUCAGCACCAGCACCAGCACCUGAAGAUUCGGCUCCUUUAUUAGAAGAAGUAAACAACGAAUCUUCUGCAGAAAGAGAAGAGUCAGGCGCAGAUCCACCUCUCUCUUCGGCUCCUUUCUUAGAAGAAGGAAACAACGAAUCUUUUGCUGAAAGUGCCGUAGACUCUGUUAAAGAAUCAGUCGGAGAAGUACCUCUCACUUCUCAAGAACAAACACCUGAAUUAACUGGCAAAGAACCGGAAAAGGAGAAUCAUUCCCCAAAUCCUGAAGGAUCAGCACCAGCACCUGAAGAUUCGGCUCCUUUCUUAGAAGAAGUGAACAACGAAUCUUCUGCAGAAAGGGGAGAAUCAGGCGCAGAUUCACCUCUCUCUUCGACUCCUUUCUUAGAAGAAGGAAACAACGAAUCUUCUGCUGAAAGAGCCGUAGAAUCUGUUAACGAAUCAGUCGGAGAACCAUCUCUCACUUCUGAGGAACAAACACCUGAAUUAUCUGGUAAAGAACCGGAAAAGGAGAAUCAUUCCCCAAAUCCUGACGGUUCAGCACCAGCACAUGAAGAUUCGGACAGUGAAAUCAAGUCUCUAGAAUCCAAAGAAGAGGAAGAGAAUGAUAAUAAGGACGACGAUGAUAUUCGCACAGGAUCGUUGCAGGGAUCUAUAGCUGAACAAUCAACUUCCGAAGAUUUAGAGUCUCAAGAAGAGGACGAGAUUAAAAAAUCGACCUGUUCACGCCCUGACCUUGUAAAGGGUUCUCUAGCUGUACAAUCAUUUGAAGAUUCACACCGUGAAACCGAACAUUCACAGAACGAAGAAGAGGAUAAAAGUGACGAAGAAAUUGGAUCGAAAGCUGAACCAUCAACAUCCAAAGAUUUAGACCGUGAAUUCUCAUACUCAGAUUCCGAAAAACAAAGUAACGGAGAAUCUGACCAAUCAGCUGAAGAUUCAAACCGUGAUCUGAAUGAAGAAGAGCGAGUCCCCAGGAAGUCUGAAAAAAAGGAGUAUACUGUAACAGCGCGCCCUUGUCAAGGAGUCGAAUCGCAAAGUGACUCAGAAUCUGAACAAUCAGCUGAAGAUUCAAACCGUGAUCUGAAUGAAGAAGAGCGAGUCCCCAGGAAGUCUGAAAAAAAGGAGUAUACUGUAACAGCGCGCCCUUGUCAAGGAGUCGAAUCGCAAAGUGACUCAGAAUCUGAACAAUCAGCUGAAGAUUCAAACCGUGAUCUGAAUGAAGAAGAGCGAGUCCCCAGGAAGUCUGAAAAAAAGGAGUAUACUAUAGCAGCGCGCCCUUGGCAAGGAGUCGAAUCGCAAAGUGACUCGGAAGCUGAACCAUCAACAUCCAAAGAUUUUGACCGUGAAUCCUCAGAUUCAGAAUCCGAAAAACAAAGUGACGGAGAAUCUGAAGAUUCAAACCGUGAUUUGAACCAAGAAGAGCGAGCGCUCAGGAAUUGGCCCGCCAAUCAAGCAAGUGACUCAGAAUCUGAACAACCAACAUAUGCAGAACCAAUCCUUGUUGGAUACCCAAACUUAUCCACUCAGCAAGUAAUUGAACUCAGGGGUUAUAUCGGAUCGGGCCGCUUUGAAGGACUACAAGAAUUUGAUUCUGAUAGUGAAGAUUCUACUAUCAAAUUCGAGCUACCAAAUUCGCAACCAUCAGAUUCAGAUAACGAGGAAGGGGAACCAAACCCUGAUGUUUCAGUAGAUCUUUUAGACACACAGCACUCAGAAAAUUUAAAUUUUUUCUCAGAAUCCGAAGAAGAGGAGCCUGAUCAAGUAGACGAUAAUUAUAAAUCCACAGAAGCGCCUUUAGAAACUAGGAGAGUUGUGGAGUCAGAAGAAGAUACUGAAGACGAAGAUUCAGAGGAAGAAGAACAGCCUUGUUCUCCAGAAUCCGAAGAAGAGAAGCCUGAUCAAAUAGACGAUUACUAUCAAUCCACAGAAGCGCCUUUAGAAACUGAGGGAGUUGUGGAAUCAGAAGAAAAUACUGAGGACGAAGAUUCAGAGAAGGAAGAACAGCCUUGUUUUCCAGAAUCCGAAGAAGAGGAGCCUGAUCAAAUAGACGAUAAUAAUAAAUCAGCAGAAGCACCUUUAGAAACUGAGGGAGUUGCGGAAUCAGAAGAAGAUACCGAGGACGAAGAAUCAGAGGAAGAAGAACAGCAGCCUUUUUCGCCACAAGAUCGUCACACAGAUACCGAUACCGGUACUGACUCGGAUUCCGAUCCAGAGGAUAAACCCGAACCUUCUAGUUCUGAGGAAAACAACGUAGAGCAACGCCAAAAUCCUAAGGGCGGCGGAGAAGACAACGACGAAGACCAAGGUUCAACUUCUCACGAGGACAGAGGUCAAGGUCCAGAUUCUGAGGAAGCUAACGAUUCCACAUCUGACUACCAGGAGGAGGAAGGAGCUCCAACUUUUCAAGAGAACGAUACCCCAUCGGAGUCUGAAUCAGAUUCGGGUAUAUCAUUAGGUUCAGAUACUACUGCCUUACAACAAACUGCACGCAAAAGAAAAUCACCAUAUUCCUGGGAGGAGCGCAGCAAAGCUAAGUACAGGAAAAUCGAUCAAAUAGUCAGUCAGGAAAAGCGGAACAAUCUACUUUGCUGGAUUCAACAGAAGCAGGACUUGUAUUAUCAGAACAAUCUAAGGCAGGAGCAGCAGCAGCAGCAGAAGCAGCUGGAGAAGGACCUCAACACGCUGCCGCAGCGCAAGUGCGAGCUGAUGCAAAACGAUAUGGUCAGCAUACCGGUGGCCAACUUGAACGGCGGCCUUAAGGCGGCCGGCAGCGGAUCCGGAGUGGGUGUGGCGGCCACGGGCGGCGUCGUCUCCUCGGCGGUGCUGGCUAAUGCGCCACGAGUCUACCUGACGCCCUCCUCCACCUUCAUGGCCAAUCGUCAGGCGACGGCUGGCAUGGUGGCGGCCACGGGGAAGCUCAGCGGAUCGAUGGUAGGCGGCGGCAGCGGCGGCUCAACAAUGGUAGGCGGCACCUCAUCCGCCGCCGGCACCGUUCGCUACUUUUCGCAAUUCAGCAAAGUGCAAACGGCCGGCGGACCCAGUCUGCAGCGAAAGCUGGUCAACGGCGACACCAUUGUGCUGGCCAACGGCAACAAGGGCCUGUUCCUCACCAGCAGCAGCAGCAGCAGCGACAGGGCCACGGCGCUGUCCACUAUUGCCGCCAAUGGCAAUUGUUCGCUCCAGGCCAAAACGGAGCUGUUGGAGGAGGAGGACAUGCAGCCGGGAACUGUGAUCCAGGACGACGAGGAGGAGGACGAGAUGGAGGUGGAUGGGGAUGGGAAUGGGGAUUCCGACAAGGACGAGGACGAUGACGAUGACGAUGAGAAGAGCAAACCCAGUGCACCACAGGAUCAGCCCCUGGCACUGACCACCACCUCCGCGGAAGGCAACGCCUCCGAUGAUGAACCCGAACUGGACAUUGUGAUCAACAAUGUGGUUUGCUCGUUCAGCGUGGGCUGCCACCUGAAGUUGCGUGAAAUUGCCCUUCAGGGCUCGAAUGUGGAGUAUCGUCGCGAGAACGGAAUGGUGACCAUGAAGCUGCGCCAUCCCUACACCACGGCCUCGAUUUGGUCGUCGGGCAGGAUCACCUGCACGGGUGCCACCUCCGAGUCAAUGGCCAAAGUUGCGGCUCGUCGCUAUGCCAGAUGCCUGGGCAAGCUUGGGUUUCCCACUCGUUUCCAGAACUUCCGCAUUGUCAAUGUUCUGGGCACCUGCAGCAUGCCGUGGGCCAUCAAGAUAGUCAACUUCUCGGAGCGUCAUCGCGAGAAUGCCAGCUACGAGCCGGAGUUGCACCCCGGUGUGACCUACAAGAUGCGCGAUCCCGAUCCAAAGGCCACCCUCAAGAUCUUCUCCACCGGCAGCGUAACCGUCACGGCGGCCAGCGUAAGCCAUGUGGAGUCGGCCAUCCAGCACAUUUACCCGCUGGUUUUCGAGUUCCGCAAGCAGCGUUCGCCGGAGGAGCUGCAGCACCUGCGCCAAAAGCAAAGACAGCAGACCGGUGGCGCCGAUCCCAACGAGCUGGAGAGCCAGGUCGUCUCCGAGAACAAGGUGGCGGCCCAGGAUAAUAUCUUUAUUAACACAACGGCGGCGCACACGAAGCCGUCGCCGGGUGACAAUACUCCGGCCACCUCGGGCAUCAUGUCCAGCACUAUUGAUAGCACGGAGCGCCUUAAGCAGUUGGAGAGCUACCACCAGAUGAUGCAGCGUACGCAGGUGGAGCGCCGCCACAUACCCUUCCAGGGUGAGAAGGUCGCCUCCGCCUCCACCUCGGCAGCAGCCGCCAAAUCCUCGGGGGAUAAUAUCUGUGCCAAUGCCCGUCGCCGGGCCACCGAAUGCUGGGCCACCAAGCUGCAGAACAAGCGUCCGCGUUACAAUGAUCCCGGCACUACGGGCAGCGUUAAUGCCUCGGGCACUGCUGCCACCUCCUCGUCGUCAUCAUCAGCCUCAGUCUCAGCCUCAGCCUCAGUCGCCUUCAAUGUUGCCUCAUCCUCGUUGGGCAGCAACCAGUCGGCAUACCUGCGUAAUCCUCUCAAGACGGCCGCCUUGGCCAAUGCCCGUAUGCGCGGGGCCAAGGUGCCAACGGGCAUGGUGCUCAAGCCGGGCACACGGAUUGCACCCACCAGUGGCUUCCUGCACCAGCAGCAUCAGCAACAUCAGCAGCUGCAGCAGCAGCAGCAACAACAGAAGAUGAUGCGCCAGACCAGCUUCUCGCCCAGCGAUUUCCAGGUGGACGACUUGAUCGAGGAGGAGGAAAGGAACGAGUUGGACCUGCUCCAGUAUUAAGCUACUAGCGCUGGCCAUGCCAAAACAUUUAGAACAUAAAUAAGAGAUGGAUGGAAACACACACACGCACGUUGAAACAAACAACGUGCCACACGAAACAAAAAACAAUACAGAAAACUAAACGAAUCGAAUCGAAUUGAAACGAAUUGAAACACACACACAAAGCCCAGAGAGCUUUUCACCCAAUUCGUUUGUUCGUUCGUUUAAGCCAUUUUUCAUCACACAUUUGUUUGUGUUCGCCGCAUUUAAACGAACUCGAGGAAAAACAAGACGCAGGACCGAAAACAAAAAAAUUGGAGAUGGAAGAGCAAUCAAAUAACUUAAAUCCAAAGCGAAACAAAAAUUCCCCAUCCAGCAACACCAACAAAACAAAAUCAACAACAAAACGAAGAGCCAAAUAUUUAACUUAUAAGAUUUACGUUUAAACGACUAUAACUUAAAUAAGCACGAAGAAACAAAAAAGCAUAUAGCAUAUAAAUUAUUUCGACCCCGAAAUAUCCCCUGCAACCUCAAAAACAUCCAUAUGGUAAACACAGAGCUUACCACAACGUAAAUUUAAGUGUAGACUUAAAACUGACAGCAAAAUACGCGUUAUGAAAUACGUAUGCCAGCGUUUUACGUAAUUUAUGUGAGCAAGACCACCGCCUAAACAAAUACUGUAAACCUAAAUGGGAUCGCAUUAUAAUAUAUCCACACACACAUACGACUUAUCAAAAGCAAGCAGUGCGAGACGAGCAAGCAGUUGGCAGUCAAGCAGUUUGGAUCGCACGUUUACUUUUUUGUUUGAACCUAAAUUCAGACCAAGUUCUUCCGAAACAAACCAAAAUUCUCAAGCAAAAACAGGAAGAAGAGACAAGAGAAAAUACUAGAAUAAUUACACUAAUUAACUGAUAAACAAACAACUAAUUAACUUCAUGUAUCUUCAUCCAAUUUUUUUGUUUUUGAUCUAAGUUUUAUAUGCUAUAAGCGCUUCGUGUGAAGCAAAAGAAACAAAACGAAACCACAUUUGAAUACAAUUAUAAUUAUAUUAUAAUUCACACACAACCAAUAUCUGGUCAACAUUAAACCAAUAAUAACAAAUUAAAACAUCAGCAAGUAAAUAUUUUUAGUUUAUGAUAGUAGUUUUUGGGUUAUGCAUAAACUCGUCGAAUUAAGAAUACAAACUAUGACGUAGAUAAAAACAAAAGUGAAUUCGGGAAUUAGGUUUAUGCAACACUUAGAAACUAUUAUCAUAUAUAUUCGUAUAUAGUAGUGUUUUUAUUUUUAUUUCACAUUAUUUUAAAGAAAGAAAAGUGGAAGCAACUUAAGCGUAGAUUUACAAACUUGUUCCUGUGUUGUUAAAAUCAGAAAGUAAAUCCGAAUCAUAAGCAAUAAUAUAAUGUUUUUGUUGUAAAAGAGGUAAAAAUUUAAAAAGAAAAUACUCACGUUAAACAUAAAAUAAACUCUCUAGAUGUUUUGGCGUGCCUUCACCCAUAAAUAGAAAAAAAAGAGAUACGAUAGCCAAUUGUACAAUCAUUGAAAUAGUACUUCCAGACCAGAGCCCGAACUUUGUAUAUAAACCCAAAAUUGAUGUUUUCCAAUUAAACGUGAAUUGCCUCGUUCUUUACAUCAACUUUCAAUUUCUUUUGUGCUCGACAUAAAACAAACUUUCAUAUCGUUCAACUUAUGCAUAAUCAAAAUAUCUUAAAAAAUGUAAGAAAUAUCAAUGAUUUUCUUUAAUAAUUUAAACAUUUCUUUAAAAAAUGUAUUUUUGAUUUGCAUAAACGAAAUCGAGAAAUAAAAAUGCCUUUAGGGAACAAAUAACUAGCGCGGAAAGGAAAGAGAUAGGCUUAGGUAUAGAGAAAGAGAAGGAGAAGGAUAUUGACCAGAUCGGAGCCGAAAUGUAUUUUUUGUGUAUGCGAAUGUGGAUAGGUCGAAACAGACCCGAACGUGUUACAAUUGCAAAAUUAACUAGCCACUAAGCUUAGCCCUAAGUAAGUUGAGAAACGGAAUACUAAAUUGUAAGCCAAAAUGCAUAUAGCAAUCUAAAAUCUAAAAGAACCUAAAUGUACAUAAAAUAGUUGUUAACAAAUCACAAAACAAACAAAAGCAUGAAACCAACAAUAGAGUAAAGUCUUCACGUGUAACUGCCUUCGGAAAUUACAAAAAAUCGAAAGAAAAUCCAUUUAAAUGCGGGAAGUAAUCUGUUAACACGAUUGUAAAUUGCUUCAAUUGAACCUUGUACUUUCAACCCAUUUUUCUUUAAACAACAACAACCAUCAACAAACAGACAGAUCGAAAGGCCUAAAUAAGUGUAUUUGGUUUCAUAAACUUUAAAAAAGCAAAACUAAAUAUUAAUAUAGUAUACAGAUAUAUUUUUGAUUAUUAUGUAUUUAAAGGAGAACAAUGAAAUGAUGCAAGUAUCGAUGAUAACUAAGAAAAAACAAAUUAAGAAAUCAAAUAGCAUAAUUCUGUUUUUGUUUUGCCGUAAAGACUGCAUUAUACCAACAAUUAAUUAUAUACAACAUAAUAAAUAAAUAACUGAUAGAGAUGGCGAGUAAGCUUUGCAUUAAGCAGAGAACAAAACGGAUAAAUAAAUAUUAAAUCAAACAGAAAAAAAUCUAAAAAAAAAAACAACA